AGUCGCGAGUCACGCGUCAUGCCGCCGGCGUAUACGAGCAAUACGAGUAUAGUAGUGCGCGCUUGUGCUCUUAGCAGUUAAAUAGGAGUUUAUGAUGUGUGUGUGUGUGUCAUCGCAUUUUUUAAAGAGAAAAACGAAUUUUGUCAAUUGUACUGUUUCUCGUCAAGUUCAACAAAUAUUUCUUCUGUAUUGAACAACCAAAGACAGAAGUGCACUUUCGAUAUUAAAAAGACAGCGAAAAUAAGCGAAGCAGACGAGAUAAAAGAAGAGAGAGAGAGAGAGAGAGAGGGAGGGAGAGACAAGUGAGAGGGAAAGAGAUAAGCAGGGAGAUUCGCGAGGAAAAGAUGGGAGCGAGUGAGGGAGGGAGAGAGAGAAAGGGAGAGAGGUGUAUAUAUAUAUGCAUGAAUGUCAUUGUAUGUGUGUCGAGCCCGCGCAUGUGCGCGCAUGUAUGUGUGUCGGAUAGUGAUGAGUGGUAGAGUGCAACGAGGACACACCGAUCAGUCGCGCUUUCGCGAGAGGUGAGGUUAAAACUGACGUCGUUCGGAAAUUCGUGACUGUUCUCCGUGCCCUUUCCCUCCUCGGGGGGACUUCUGUGCGGCAUCAACGACUCCUCGACUCGCGUCUCCUCGCGUAUACGUACGUGGUGCGACGAGAGAAGGAAGUAAAGUGACGUGUUACACGUGCAUUGAGUGUGUUAAGUGCCAUCCGAGUCCGACAUUUCGAGGACCGAAAGAUUCCUGCUAGGAUCUCCACGCUCUACUCCCAUUAUGUAUUUUUUGAGGUAGCAGUGGACAACAAUUUCAACUAUGAAGCUAUAACAAACAUAUGUGCACGUCAAGAUACGUUAGGCUGUGAUUUAUUUUAUCUGAAGCUUAACUUUAAAUAAUCUAAGUAUUUAAAACUAUCAAGUCCUUUGUUUGAAAAUAUUCUAAUUAUCGGUAUAUCGAUAAAGCGGUGCUUUUUAUUACUUAUUAAUUGAAAAAUAAGGAUUAAAUAUUUACAAUAUGAUAAAUUUAUUGAAAGUACACUUUUGUCGUUAAAAAUAACUGAAAGGAUAAAACAACUGAAAAGAUUUAGAAUUCUCUUUUUAUACAUAAAAUACACUCCCCCGCAUGCGCGCAGCGCGCGCGUGCGUACACACACGCGCACACACGCACGCAUCUAUUGCAAAUUAAGCUAUAAGCUCCAGUAAAAACAAAAGAGAAAGGCGUUGUCUGGAAACGAAGACGACAAGAAAACAUUAAUAUCACGGGACUGGAAGUGGAAUCCGUCACGGUUGCCAAUUUAAUAAGUGGCAAUGUAGCAGCGCGAUACAAUGAAGGGUCGGAGGUUGUUAUUACGGGGGAUGUCGUCCUGGCAGCCCCAUCCAGGUUAAAAGGAGCAAUUAAUCCAUCGACUACGACGACUACGAAGACAGAGACGACAAUAACUCCCAUUAUGGAUACCAGUGGUGAUUCAAAUAUAGACACUACUAACGGUAGCACCGCCACUACCGGCGUUGGUGCCAUAUCUUCUGUCGUCGCAAAUACCGCAUCUUUGACAUUGGUUAAGGCCGAGAGGCCGGAUCAUCUAGCGGGGACGUCAACGUCGCCCGCGACGGUAACCACUGUGGCAACUGGACCGAUCAGCACCGGAAGUAAUCUCUUUGCCGGUAUCACUAACAGCAAUAAGACAGCUAGGUCAGCUGGCGACGAUUGGUUGGCGACGAAUAGUCCGGGAUCACCACAGAACUCUUUGCAAGGCCAGCACGUGGUCUACUCCGCUUCUCAGCAGCAAUUGUCAGAGCAACAGUCUACUAUGGCCCACUCCAGUCCACUUGCCCAACAAGUUAGCAAUAAUGGAUACGCAAGUCCUAUGAGCACCGGCAGUUACAUAGAUCCGUACAGCCCCAAUGGUAAAAUAGGAAGGGACGAACUAUCUCAACCGGGUUCAAUCAAUGGCUACGGUAAUAAUUCCGGUGGUGGCGGUGGCAGCGGGGGUGGCGGUAGUAAUGGUGGUAACAACGGAGGCGGAGGCAGCGGUAGUAGUGAAGGAUGUGACGGGAAGAAAAGAAAAGGACCUACGCCUCGACAACAAGAAGAAUUGUGCCUUGUAUGUGGCGACCGUGCGUCUGGUUAUCACUACAACGCCCUUACGUGCGAGGGCUGCAAGGGUUUCUUCAGACGAAGCAUUACCAGGAACGCUGUGUAUCAGUGCAAGUAUGGUAACAACUGCGAGAUCGACAUGUAUAUGCGUCGCAAGUGCCAGGAGUGCAGACUGAAGAAGUGUCUGACGGUUGGCAUGAGGCCGGAAUGUGUUGUGCCCGAGUACCAAUGUGCGGUGAAGAGAAAAGAAAAGAAGGCACAGAAGGAGAAGGAUAAACCGAACAGUACGACAAUGAAUGGUUCACCAAGCAGCGCUGCAAUAGGCGAGCAAAUGGGUGUCAAAAUUGAGCCAGCAGAACCUGAGUCAUUGUCUAUGUGUGGAAAUAGCAACAUUCUCGCCCCUAUCAAUUCUUACACCUGUGUUAAGCCGAUUAGUCCUGAGCAAGAAGAAUUGAUAAAUAGGCUCGUAUCUUUUCAAUGUGAAUUUGAACAACCGAGCGAAGAGGAUCUAAAAAGGAUUACAAAUCAACCAAUGGAAGGCGAGUCUGCAAGUGAUUAUAGUUUCAGACACAUCACUGAAAUCACGAUUUUGACCGUACAGUUGAUCGUCGAGUUUUCGAAGAGAUUACCUGGCUUUAACGAACUGUUACGCGAGGAUCAAAUCACUCUGCUGAAGGCUUGCUCCAGUGAGGUGAUGAUGCUACGGAUGGCAAGAAAAUACGACGUGCAAAGCGAUAGCAUCAUUUUUGCUAACAAUCAGUCGUACACACGUGACAGUUAUAGCGUUGCGGGAAUGGGAGAUACCAUCGAGGACCUUUUGCGAUUCUGUCGGCAAAUGUACGCUAUGAGGGUCAAUAAUGCCGAAUAUGCUUUGCUCACAGCUAUUGUCAUCUUUUCUGAGAGACCCAAUUUGUUAGAAACCAGAAAAGUGGAGAAGCUUCAAGAAAUUUAUCUGAAGACAUUAAAAGCAUAUGUGGAUAAUCGUCGUCGACCAAAGGCCUGUACGAUCUUCGCUAAACUUCUAUCAGUUCUAACCGAGCUCAGAACCCUUGGCAAUCAAAACAGUGAAAUGUGCUUGAACCUGAAAUUUAAGAACAAGAAGCUGCCGCUUUUUCUCGCCGAAAUCUGGGACGUGAUGCCCUAGUUUCCCAGUCGCCGAUCAACGGCGAUUGCGCCGGUCGGCUGAAUAAAUCAUUUGACGUCGUGGUAGCAGUAACAGCAGCAACGGCGUCAAGGGACGCACGGACGUGAAAAACGGCCUGCGUAAUUCUUAUACUAGUGCACCAUUAUGCCACUGCCUCAACAUCGCAAGUCAACAUAUUGUAUCAGUGCUGUUUUUAGAUUCAUUUCGAUCAUUUGUUCUUUCUCUUGAUCGACCAUCUCUAAGUGUCACCCUAGAUCGAUCAAUCUUUAUAUUGCUUGUAAAGUAAGCGUAAGACAGGCCGGUCCCAUACUUUCGCUGUGUGACGCGUAGAAAUUUAUUUAUAGAUUUAAAUUUAUGUAUAUAAUAUGAUGCAAAAGGAAAGUUGAAAACUUGUGAAAAUAAAAUACAGCUGACAACAACUUUUUAUGAGAAUGCAUAUGACUAAAUACUGGUGAUAAAAAAAGAGUCUGAUCUAAAGAUGUAUAUAGUACCAUGUACAUGUAAUAAGAUUUAAAAUUUAAAAAGAAUUAAAGUUUUAUGUUACCAAACAUCCAUGGCAUAAAAUAUAUUAUACAUAAUGUAUCUGUACAGUAUAGUUAGAAAGGUGUUUGACAUUUUAUAAUAAAUUUCGGAAAUACAGUCUAUUACAGGAAUGAUCAUAGCUUUUGCUCACAGAUAUGUACAGUGACGCAUUCGAGUAAAGGUAUAUAUAUGUACGAAUAUCUAUUGUAUAUAUAUAUAUAUAUAUAUACAAUGAUACUUACGAAUAUUCCAACAACUUAUUGUAAAACAUCAGACCUUUCUGACGGCACAACCGUACGAUCCAUGGAACUAUCGCUCUUUGUAGGUCUAAUCUUCUACCAAAUCUAUAAUUUGUAAUAUUCAAUAUUACAAAUUAUCAAUAUUACAAAUCUAUAAUUUGUAAUAUUCAAUAAUAAAAAGUAAAUCGAAACAACCGCUUGUAAAAUAUACCAGUACAAUUUUUGUUCGCAAAAUUGCAAAUAUGUCACAAUUAGACCUGCGUGAACCGUAUGGGAUCGGUUUGGAAAUGAGGAACAGGAAAGGCCUCGCACAUUGAAGAUACGCGCAGAGACAAUGCAAGCUCCAAAGGAAGGAGCAAGGAAAGGAAUAGAAAUAAGAACGAAUAUAUCAUUGUGAGAGAAAGGCAGUGGCGCGGCCCAGGCUGUGAUACAUAGACAACCGAGAUUGAAGAUAUAUAAAGAAAGAGCUACCUGCAAUUUACAUUUUAUCGCUAUAUCCUCUGUCUGGAUACAUCCUUACCCACAAUUGAUAUGUAAAUGUAAUGUAUUAUACGAUAAGGUAUUGAUAUAUUUGACGAAUGUGCGUUGACACAUUAGUUACUUUUGAGAAAAUGAAUAGCAGCACCUGCGAUUACUAUAAGGAAGAGAAAGAUGAGAUAGAAAAUUAUUAGUAGCAUGAGAUUCAAGGAAUUGUGACAAAGGAUGAUUAACACAAUCGGCGACGCUAUUGGCCGAGAAUUAAUAAGUUCAAAGAUUAAAAUCUGUAGUUGUUAAUAAUACAGCAUUUUCCCAAAUCUUGGCUGUAAAGUAAGCGAAAUAAAAUGAGGCCCAUUUACUUUUGAGCAGCGUCGCAUGAAUGGAGCGCGGAAAAGGAAAUAAAUAUGAUAUGUAUAACAAUAGCAUAGAGUCUAUAUCACUCAUACACAUACAGCAUAAUAUAUCUUGCUAGCAUGUACAUUCUUUAUACCAGAGAGAGGGAGAGAGAGUGUAAGGAACAGGCGUGUGUGUGUACGUGUGCGCGCGCGUGUGAGAGAGCGCGAGAGAGAGAAAGGGAGGAGGGAGAAGGAGAGACUAAAGCGAAAAUGCGAAAUGGUGGAAGAAAAGUCUAGAAAGGAUCUACACCGCAGCAGGAUGGCGCGUCUUGAAACUGUGUAUUAAUACUUUUAUUAAUACAAAUCACUUAAAGAUGUACAGGGCGUCCCUAAAAAGGAGAAAAAGCUAAAGAAAUGAUAUUAUUUUCGCGAAAGACAUACACACACACACACACACACACACUCACACACUCACUCACACACACAUAUAUAUAUAUAUAUAUUUUUAAGAGAUCUACUGUAUAUAUAACAUGUUAUUUAAAUGUCAUGAAACAGGAAGUUUUUAAAAUGUAUUAUUUUCUUACAAAAUAUAGAAAUAUGGUGUUCAUAAGUGAUACUACAGGAAACAAAAUAGAAUGUUCACAUUGUAUGCUAAUUGUCUUUUUUUAUAUAUACCUCGUUAUAGUAGAAAUUUUUACAAAAAAAUGUGUGUUUUAAUGAAUAAAAAGGAAAUGUACGGGACGCCCUGCAGGGUGUGCGAGGAAAUAUAAUAUUCAUAAUGAAUAUAA
Molecule: messenger RNA, 5589 nt
Organism: Vollenhovia emeryi
Lineage: Eukaryota; Metazoa; Arthropoda; Insecta; Hymenoptera; Formicidae
Gene: Ecr
Product: ecdysone receptor
Exons: 7
Coding region: 1438-3228 (596 amino acids)
Biological process (GO): cell differentiation; negative regulation of transcription by RNA polymerase II; positive regulation of transcription by RNA polymerase II
Cellular component (GO): nucleus
Molecular function (GO): RNA polymerase II cis-regulatory region sequence-specific DNA binding; nuclear receptor activity; zinc ion binding
Source: RefSeq, a predicted model, not a curated record